This is a messenger RNA of Choloepus didactylus (southern two-toed sloth), 1504 nucleotides long. RefSeq names its product dipeptidase 3 (gene DPEP3). The coding region runs from base 1 to 1428 and encodes 475 amino acids. The transcript is spliced from 10 exons. Lineage: Eukaryota; Metazoa; Chordata; Mammalia; Pilosa; Megalonychidae. The record is from RefSeq and is a predicted model, not a curated record. Gene Ontology annotation, molecular function: metallodipeptidase activity. Gene Ontology annotation, biological process: proteolysis.
AUGUGGCCCGCGGGCUUCGAGGGUGCCCGCGCGCUCGGCCGGAGGACUCUGCCGCAUCUGCUGAGCCUGCUGCUUCUGCUGUCGCUGCCGCUGCCAAAGCCACUCGUGCCAGUAACCCACGCCCAGACUAUGCCUGGGUCCCCCAGCGCCCCGACCACACCGCGCCUGCCCAGCGUCCCCAGCGUCCCGGGUCUGCGGGAGCGCGCGCGGGCCCUGAUGCGGGACUUCCCACUGGUGGACGGCCACAACAACCUGCCCCUCCUCCUGAGAAAGCUUUUCCGGAACAGGCUACAGGAUGUUAACCUGCACAAUUUUAACCGUGGCCAGACCAGCCUGGACAGACUUAGAGAUGGCCUCGUGGGUGCCCAGUUCUGGUCUGCCCACGCCCCGUGCCAUACCCAAGACUGGGACGCCGUGCACCUCACACUGGAGCAGAUUGAUUUGAUCCACCGCAUGUGUGCCUCCUACUCCGAGCUGGAGCUUGUGACCUCAGCCGAAGGUCUGAAUAGCUCUCAGAAGCUGGCCUGCCUCAUUGGCGUGAAUGGUGGUCACUCACUGGACAGCAGCCUCUCUGUGCUCCGCAGUUUCUACCUGCUGGGAGUGCGCUACCUGACGCUCACCGACACCUGCAGCACGCCCUGGGCAGAGAGUUCCACCAAGUUUAGACACCACUUCUACACCAACUUCAGCGGGUUGACAAGCUUUGGUGAGAAGGUGGUGGCAGAAAUGAACCGCCUGGGCAUGAUGGUGGACUUGUCCUAUGCUUCGGACACCUUGGCUCAGCGGACCCUGGAGGUGUCGCAGGCUCCUGUGAUUUUCUCCCACUCAGCUGCCAGGGCCGUGUGCAACAACUCACUGAAUGUACCUGAUGACAUCCUGCAGCUUCUGAAGAAGAAUGGUGGCAUUGUGAUGGUGACGCUGUCCAUGGGGGUACUGCAGUGCAACCUGUUUGCUAACGUGUCCACUGUGGCAGAUCACUUCGACCACAUCAGGGCAGUCAUUGGAUCUGAGUUCAUGGGGAUUGGUGGAAAUUAUGACGGGUCUGGCCGCUUCCCUCAGGGGCUGGAGGAUGUGUCCACAUACCCAGUACUGAUAGAGGAAUUGAUGAGUCGUGGCUGGACUGAGGAAGAGCUUCAGGGUGUCCUUCGUGGAAAUCUGCUGCGCGUCUUCAGACAAGUGGAGCAGGUGAGAGAGAAAAACAGUAGGCAGAGUCCUGUGGAGGAUGAGUUUCCAAACAGGCAGCCGGGCAGUUCCUGUCACCCCCACCUCCUGCCUCAGCGUCAGCGUGAACACCUGGCUUCCCACCUGGACAUGAACAAGUGGCCAACCAGUCAGGUCCUUCAGAAACCCUCAAAAGCCCCCCUACACCUCAGCCCAAGCUUAGUUGCUACUGCCACUUUCUCAGUCCUCAUCUUUUGGCUCUGGUGACCUGGCCAGGCCCUGAGAUGUCACUGUGGCAGCAGUAGACUCCCCCACAAAGUGCCCUUCUUAGUUGUCCAGGCAU